AUGGAACACACUCUGGAACCUAUAAAUUCUCCAGUUUUCCCGGUUGAAAAAGACCUAGAAAUACCGGCAUCCGCUCAGCCGUUAGGCCAGACUACAUCUAUCCAAGUCUUUGUCGAACUUGCUGAGCCAGUUGUGUUUCUGCAAGGAUUUGAGCAGCAUCAGUGGGAUGAGCGACCACCGGGGCUUUUACGUGGAUCUUUAAUUAUCCGUGUGCUUAAACCAAGUAAGGUGAAGUCGAUAAAUCUGAAGUUCCGCGGAGUUUCCAAGACAGAAUGGCCUGAAGGUAUUCCACCCAAGAAACAAGAGUUUAUUGAAGCAGUCGACAUUGUCAAUCACACGUGGCCGUUUUUCCAAUCCGAAAACAGUCAUGUUCCGAACAGCAACAGCACAGAUCCUGACGAUUUGCUGAAAGGAAGUAAUGCGUCGAUUUAUCGACCUCUGAAAAAAAAGAGCAACAGUGUAAGUUCGAUUAAUUUAAAUUCAGCUUCUUUAACACAAGGUAUGUCCAAACCGUCAUCUUCAAAUCUACUGCCCAUUGGGAACAUUUUGCGACGAGCUGCUUCUCCUGAACCUCAUCAGCGAACUCGGGGUAGUGGUAGUGCCUUAUCUGAUCUGGUUACCGGAACGUUAUCGGACGCCAGCGAUAGCGCGUCUGUGUUUUCGCGGGCGUCGUCUGGCACUGAGCCCUUCAUUUUUCAGCCGGGCGAUUACAUAUACUCCUUUGAGCAACCAAUAACGCUUUCUUGCCCUGAAACCAUACAGGCUUCGUUUGGCUCCGUCACGUACUAUUUGCAGGUCACAAUAGAACGUAGCGGUGCUUUUAAGUCCAACAUACAUGUCAGAUGUCCCAUUCAGAUUGUAAGGACUCCUUCUGAUUCUUCUGUUGAGGAAACUGAACCCAUUGCCAUUUCAAGAGACUGGGAAGACCAACUGCACUAUGACAUAGUUAUAGCGUCGAAGGACAUUGUCCUGGACGCUUUCCUCCCAAUCGCGUUUCGUGUUACUCCACUCGAUAAGGUAACCUUGCACAGAAUAAGAAUAUAUCUUACAGAAACACUCGAAUAUUACUGCAAGAACAAAAAAGUUCAUAGACUGGAGCCAACAAAGAAAUUCUUGCUGGCUGAACAUAAGGCACCUCCAAUUGACGAUUUGCCAGAUUCUGCGAACUUGUCAAAAGCCAAAAACUUGGGUAAUCUUUUAGUAGACUCAAAGUCAGGCGACCUUGUGUCGAAAGAGUUCGAAUAUCAGGUGUUUAUUCCAGAAAAACUUAGUAUGCACCAGCGCGUCCAUCCAGAUACAUCUUAUCAAAAUAUUAAGUCCAAUCACUGGAUCAAAAUAUGUUUGCGACUUUCGAGAAUAAUAGAUGGGAAAAGAAAACAUUAUGAAAUCAGUAUUGAUUCUCCAAUUCACGUUUUGCAUAAACUUUGUUCUCAUGCGAAUACGCUUUUACCAAGUUAUGACACACAUGCUUUAAUUCCAGGAGCUGACUAUUCAAAAUUCGGUAACAAGAGUGUCAAUUUAUAUCAUGAUUCUAACCUGUAUUUCCCUAAAGACAUCAUCAACUCACCAGUGAUGUCCCCUGAAGUACACGCCAUGGAUGAAAGAAUCGGAUUUUCCUCUAGAACUCAUGCGCCAAAUCAAUCUCAGUUACAUCAUGGUUCGUCACACAGGAGAUCAGAUGAUCAGAAAACGAAUCUUGAUGAUGCCAUACUCAAUUCGCCAGAGUUGAAGUCCAACAUUUAUCACCCCGAGAAUUUGCAACCGGAACUCGCGUCACCUCAAGCCAUUCCUCUUUCUCCCAUUUCAUCUCCCAUAGCAAGACCCAUUCACCUGAUCCGUACGCCAAGCUUUGAACCUCCUCCAUUUGACGCGGACUGUUCGCCUCCACCAAUGAAGUCAGGGUUAGUUAUCAGUGGAGCACCAAUACAUCCUCCCACAUACGAUGACGUCCUUUCAGCUGAUGGAAUACGUUUCAACGGUGUCAAACCGGGAUUUACCAUUACUGACGUUGAUGGCUCUUCUAAAGUUUCUGCAGCUAGUACGAGAAGAGAUUCUUCGGCCAGGUUUGUUGAAAGUUCAGAAGAUAUUGCUUCUUCUUUUUCGUUCGGGGGAUCUGUCCCUGGAUCGCCAGAUCUUCCUGGCGCUAUUAUCAAACCACAUCAAGGACAUUUGAAGUCGCUCACCUUGGCUGCAGGAAUGAACAGGCAGGACAGUAUCAAUGAUAAUUUACCGUCAACAGUGAAGAAUUUCAACAGUGCUUACAGUGAUCUUAACGAUGUUUUAGGUUACCCAGAGGGUACCGAAUGCUCUCCCAUUUCUCCACCUAAAAGCCGGACAUCAUCAGUUGCGGCAUCACCGCGUUCCUCUGUGGAUACUGUUCGGGGAUAUCCUUCAAAUGUCAAGACAGCCGGAAACAUGGAACCACUUCUACAUACAAAAACCAACAGAACGAUGGACACGUUUCUGCAGUCAAAUGAUUCUAUUGGUCAGUUUAACGAUCUGCCCACUGAGGCAUCUGUGGAUAUCACGGCACUGUAUGAUAGGAAUUCCAAUGCAUGGCAUCCUCUGCAGAAUGAGCUUUCAACGUCUCCAAUUCCAGGAAGGGACCUGGGUUUUUCCUUGGCUAAUGGCAAUACGGUCCUAGAGGACUUCAAGCGUGCCUUUAGAGUCCCUGUAAAAUCAGAAAGCCCAGAAAACGAGGGUUUCUUAAGGACGGGCAGCACCACGAAUACAAGCAAGGGGCCAAGUUCUUCCAAUUCGCAGUCAAGCGAUGAAGGGAGGCUGGAUUCUCAAGUCAAAGAAACGCUGAAACAAAAGGAGCAUACAAAAGAGCGGCGUUUGGAAGAAGGCAUUGCAGAAUAG
Molecule: messenger RNA, 2862 nt
Organism: Lachancea mirantina
Lineage: Eukaryota; Fungi; Ascomycota; Saccharomycetes; Saccharomycetales; Saccharomycetaceae
Source: the annotation of a GenBank genome assembly